AGAUAGUAAAUAAACUUUCGGUUACACUAGAAGAGAGAGAGAGAGUGUGUGUUAGCAAUUAGCAUAGUUGAGUUGAAUUGCGAGAGUAAUGGCGAAGCACGAGGAGCUUCCGAUCCCGAUUUACGAUAACCUAGAGCCUGUCUAUGGCGGUGGUUCCUCGCUCGAAGAAGCUCAGCUUCGUUUCGAUACUUUUAAGUCCAAAUUCCUUGAAAUCUUCGGCCAUCCUCCUCAAAUCUUCGCUCGCUCACCUGGGAGAGUGAACUUGAUCGGGGAGCACAUUGAUUAUGAAGGUUAUUCGGUGUUGCCUAUGGCUAUUCGGCAAGACACAAUCAUGGCCAUUCGGAGAAACGAGUCUGAAAAGGUUCUUAAGAUCGCUAACGUGAAUGGUGGAAAAUAUUCUGUUUGCACUUAUCAUGCUGAUCCUCUCCAGGAAAUCGACUUGAGGAAUCACAAAUGGGGCCAUUAUUUUAUUUGUGGGUACAAAGGUUUCUAUGACUAUGCAAAAUUGAAAGGAGUGAACGUUGGUGAACCCAUUGGACUUGAUGUUCUUGUUGAUGGAAUAGUGCCGACAGGUUCUGGACUAUCAAGCUCUGCAGCGUUUGUUUGUUCAUCCACAAUUGCUAUUAUGGCUGCUUUUGAUGUGAACUUCCCAAAGAAAGAAAUUGCACAAGUUACAUGUGAUUGUGAACGACAUAUUGGGACACAAUCUGGUGGGAUGGAUCAGGCAAUCUCUGUCAUGGCAAAAACUGGGUUUGCAGAGCUGAUUGAUUUCAACCCAAUUCGUGCAACAGACGUGCAACUUCCUGCUGCUGGAACUUUUGUGAUAGCUCAUUCUUUGGCAGAGUCUCAGAAGGCUGUUACUGCUGUCACAAAUUAUAAUAAUAGGGUUGUUGAAUGCCGUUUGGCUUCUAUCGUGCUUGCUAUAAAGCUAGGAAUGGAUCGAAAGGAGGCAAUAUCAAAAGUGAACACGCUGUCUGAUAUUGAAGGAUUAUGUGUAUCAUUUGCUGGUACUCGUAACUCUUCUGAUCCUGUACUUGCUGUAAAGGAAUAUUUGAAGGAAGAACCGUAUACAGCUGAACAAAUUGAAGAAGUUACCGGAGAAAAGCUGGCUUCAUUUUUGAACAAUAAUGCAGCGUAUUUAGAAGUUGUAAAAGUUGCAAAGCAUUACAAGUUACAUCAGAGAGCUGCUCAUGUGUAUUCAGAAGCCAAGAGAGUACAUGCUUUCAAGGAUGUCGUGUCCUCAGAUCUAAGCAACGAGGAGAUGCUAAAGAAGCUUGGCGACCUUAUGAACGAGAGUCAUCAUAGCUGCAGCGUUUUAUAUGAAUGCAGCUGUCCAGAGUUGGAAGAACUUGUAAAUAUUUGUCGUAAAAAUGGUGCUCUUGGGGCAAGGCUAACCGGAGCUGGAUGGGGUGGUUGUGCUGUUGCUUUGGUGAAAGAGAGCAUAGUCCCACAAUUUAUCCUUAAUUUGAAGGAAUGUUUCUACCAGUCUAGGAUUGACAAGGGCGUUAUUAAGAAGAACGAUCUUGGCCUUUAUGUAUUUGCUUCCAAGCCAUCGAGUGGUGCUGCUAUCUUUAAGUUUUAGUGAUCUUCGAGUCGUUUCGCAUCCGAUGGCUGAAACUUUUUUUUUUCUUCUUAAGAUCUAAAUAAAGACUAGAUGCAAUUUCUGAUGUAGUAAGAUUAAAUUUUACCCUAUUUUCUUUGUUAAGUUAUUUUAGUUGAUUCAACCAAAACAAAUAAUGAUAUUGCCGAUCGGCAUUGAAGCCAUCUUCUGUAAUGGAAAAAUAAAUGUUAUCACGAAAACAGCGUUUAAACUCUGAA
This is a messenger RNA of Cajanus cajan (pigeon pea), 1818 nucleotides long. RefSeq names its product Mevalonate/galactokinase family protein (gene GALK). The record is from RefSeq and is a predicted model, not a curated record. Gene Ontology annotation, cellular component: cytoplasm; cytosol. Gene Ontology annotation, biological process: carbohydrate phosphorylation; galactose metabolic process. Gene Ontology annotation, molecular function: galactokinase activity; ATP binding. NCBI's taxonomy places the organism in Eukaryota, Viridiplantae, Streptophyta, Magnoliopsida, Fabales, Fabaceae.